AUGACAACGUCUAACCUAUACGUCGCUUGUAAUCGUGCAACAAAAGCAACUGGUUUAUAUUUAAUUAGUGAGUUUGUUCCACGAAAACCACCUGAAAGUAAUGAUACAGUGGCGAUGAUGUUUAAAACAAUGAGAUCCGAAAGAAAGAUCAAAUUUUCACUUCAAUUUCCCGAAGAAUCGCAAGGAGAAAAAAUUUAUUUGAUGUUUCAUAAUGUACAAUCAUUGAAUAAACAUUUUUUGGAUGUCAAAUCUGACAAUACGUUUUUGUCUGCUUCUAUGAUAAGUCUUGUUGAAACAUGGACAAAACCUAGUGACUAUUUGGAAAUUGAACGUUUCAAGAUAGUUCAAAGACCUCAUUCUCAUCAUAUACAAAAACCAUUUGGUCAAAUUAUUUAUUUUAAGUAUGAAAGUAUUGCCGAAAUAUGUAAAUAUUCAGGAAAAAAUCAUAUUGAAUAUUCUUCAAUAAAAAUUGAUCAUUUUUGUAUCAUUUCUAUUUACAAUUCACCAAAUUCAUCAUUUGAUAUCGUAAAACGACAUAUUAAUGAAGUUAUCACCGUUUCCAAACGAUUUUGUCAAAAUCUAAUUGUUGUUGGUGAUUUUAAUAUAGAUUUAAAGAUAAAAACCAAUUAG
Molecule: messenger RNA, 630 nt
Organism: Rotaria sordida
Lineage: Eukaryota; Metazoa; Rotifera; Eurotatoria; Philodinida; Philodinidae
Source: the annotation of a GenBank genome assembly